This is a messenger RNA of Chrysemys picta bellii (western painted turtle), 10433 nucleotides long. It is a transcript of the gene PRKCA, whose product is annotated as protein kinase C alpha. Gene Ontology annotation, biological process: intracellular signal transduction; peptidyl-serine phosphorylation. NCBI's taxonomy places the organism in Eukaryota, Metazoa, Chordata, Testudines, Emydidae. The record is from RefSeq and is a predicted model, not a curated record. Gene Ontology annotation, cellular component: cytoplasm; nucleus. Gene Ontology annotation, molecular function: zinc ion binding; ATP binding; diacylglycerol-dependent serine/threonine kinase activity.
GGGGCUCAGGCAGCGCACGGGCGGAGCAGCCGGGCCGGGAUCCUCCUCCCGCCCCCUACGCGCGGCUCGCACGUCAGGAGCCGGAGCAGGAGGCAGCGCCCAGCCCUGCCGCUGCCAGAGGCUCGGCGGCUGCCGGACGGGGCGGACGGCGGCUCCCGGCUCAGCCCAGCUCCCGGCGGGAGCAGCGAGGGGGCGCCAUGGCCGACGUGUUCCCGGGCCCCGAGCCCGGCGCGGACCCGGACGUGGUGCAGCGCUUCGCUCGCAAGGGAGCCUUGAGGCAGAAGAACGUGCACGAGGUGAAGGAGCAUAAAUUCACCGCGCGCUUCUUCAAGCAGCCCACGUUCUGCAGCCACUGCACCGACUUCAUCUGGGGGUUUGGGAAACAAGGAUUUCAGUGCCAAGUUUGCUGUUUUGUGGUUCACAAGAGGUGCCAUGAAUUUGUUACGUUUUCUUGUCCUGGUGCAGACAAAGGGCCUGACACUGAUGAUCCCAGAAGCAAACACAAGUUUAAAAUCCACACAUAUGGAAGCCCAACGUUCUGUGACCAUUGUGGAUCAUUGCUGUAUGGACUUCUACAUCAAGGGAUGAAAUGUGACACUUGCGAUAUGAAUGUUCACAAACAGUGUGUAAUAAACGUCCCAAGUCUGUGUGGAAUGGAUCACACAGAGAAAAGAGGAAGGAUUUAUCUGAAAGUUGAAGUCAGUGGUGACAAACUGCAAGUCACAGUACGAGAAGCAAAAAACUUAAUCCCUAUGGAUCCAAAUGGACUUUCAGAUCCAUAUGUGAAGCUGAAACUUAUCCCUGACCCGAAGAAUGAAAGUAAACAAAAAACAAAAACCAUCCGUUCCACUCUAAACCCACAUUGGAAUGAGUCAUUUACAUUUAAAAUGAAACCUACAGACAAAGAUCGACGGUUAUCUAUAGAAGUUUGGGACUGGGAUCGAACGACUAGAAAUGAUUUCAUGGGAUCUCUUUCAUUUGGGGUGUCAGAGCUUAUGAAAAUACCAGCGUGUGGAUGGUACAAGUUGCUUAACCAAGAAGAAGGUGAAUACUACAAUGUUCCAAUUCCAGAAGCUGAUGAUGAUGGAAAUGUAGAACUCAGACAGAAAUUUGAGAAAGCCAGACUUGGACCAGCUGGUCACAAAGUCAUUACUCCAAUAGAAGACAGGAUUUCCAAUAUACCAUCCAACAACCUGGACCAUGUGAAGCUGACAGAUUUCAACUUUCUCAUGGUGCUUGGGAAGGGGAGCUUUGGAAAGGUGAUGCUGGCAGACAGGAAGGGGACGGAGGAGCUGUAUGCAGUCAAAAUAUUGAAAAAAGAUGUGGUGAUUCAGGAUGAUGAUGUGGAAUGUACCAUGAUUGAAAAACGAGUCCUAGCACUGCAGGAUAAGCCACCUUUCCUAACACAGCUGCAUUCUUGCUUCCAAACAGUUGAUCGUCUGUACUUUGUUAUGGAGUAUGUGAAUGGUGGUGACCUCAUGUAUCACAUUCAGCAAGUAGGAAAAUUUAAGGAGCCACAGGCAGUGUUUUAUGCAGCUGAGAUUUCAAUUGGGCUAUUCUUUCUCCAUAAAAAAGGAAUUGUUUAUAGAGAUCUGAAAUUAGAUAAUGUGAUGCUGGAUUCAGAAGGACACAUAAAGAUUGCAGAUUUUGGGAUGUGCAAAGAACAUAUGGCAGAUGGAGUAACAACGAGGACAUUCUGUGGCACUCCAGACUACAUUGCACCAGAGAUUAUUGCUUAUCAGCCCUAUGGAAAAUCAGUAGAUUGGUGGGCCUACGGUGUGCUGUUAUACGAGAUGCUAGCUGGUCAGCCUCCAUUUGAUGGGGAGGAUGAAGAUGAACUCUUUCAGUCCAUAAUGGAGCACAAUGUUUCCUAUCCUAAAUCGCUGUCCAAAGAAGCUGUUUCUAUCUGCAAAGGGUUAAUGACAAAACACCCUGCAAAAAGGCUUGGCUGUGGGCCUGAGGGGGAGCGAGAUGUCAGGGAGCAUGCAUUCUUCAGGAGAAUCGACUGGGAGAAACUGGAGAACAGAGAGAUUCAGCCGCCAUUCAAGCCUAAAGUGUGUGGCAAAGGUGCUGAAAACUUCGACAAAUUCUUUACUCGAGGACAACCAGUGUUAACACCGCCUGAUCAGCUGGUCAUUUCUAACAUAGACCAAACAGAUUUUGAAGGGUUCUCCUAUAUCAAUCCACAGUUUGUACACCCGAGCUUACUAAGUGUAGUAUGAAGCUGAUAGACAUGAACAAACCACCAGUGGAAAAUGGACCUUUGCCCUAGAAUUUUUAGGCCUUUGCCUUGUUGGUUCCAGUUGGGCCUGGAAAUUGUAGGGUAAAAAGUACAGGAGGAGGGGGAGGGAAAAGGACACUCAUUCAGGAUUUGGCUUUGCAACAAAGAGAAGUUGUCUUAGUAGAAGCUCAUGUAAUAUAUAGUGUCCAUUUAUUCACACUACUGGCUGUAGGGUUAUUCUUAUGAAGUUAGCCAUUUUCGGUAUAUUUUAAUAUAUUUGCAUAAUUUCUAUUGUCCUUUUCCACCUCCCCUCCGGCACUGGAAAAGCGUAUUAGAAAAAAUGAAACAGCAUCAAGUAGGCUGGAAAAAACAAACAACCCACCUUAAAAUGGAAAGUCUUCAGCCCUUAAAUGUGGAUAGCAUGAAAUGUGAGCAGUAGGCCCUGAGGGACUACUCUUCCUUUUGGUCUUCCUGAUGACUCCUGAUGAAACGACAGCACAAGUGAUUGAAAGGGAGGGGUAACUGCGGGAGGGAGGGGCACUGUGUAAGAUUGUUCAAAGCAAAAUGUUUCAAGGCUAUUGCUUUUAGAAAAAUAUGGACACGUACCAGGUUGGGUUUUUUUAAUGAAAUAAUGUUGGACACUUGGGCUUUGAGACUCAAUUGCACAAAGCAGACACAAAUUUAAACAGAUUUUCAGUAGCGGCCAGAUAUUUAGGAUUGAUGGUAACUAGCGCCCAGGACAAAUAUUAGCUCAAGGAUAAAAUUGCAUAUUUAAUAGUAAUAAAAAUAAUAAUACUUGUGUUAACUUUAAUCUCCAUGAGAUUAUUCUGUGAUCCAGGGUGCCAUUGUUAGUUAUAUUAAUUUAAUUUACACCACUACUCAAGUUCAUUGUUAGCCAGUUCUACUAAUACCAAUAUUUUGCUAUAAAACUUUUGUUAACCAGAGUGUGAAACAGAACUGUAACCCCUUACAACCCACUCACACUUAUUCAUUUAGUAGGCUGCAGACUAGGGUAGUAGAGGAGAGCACUGUGUGCCGUAAUUUAAUGACAGUGUGGAGUUCAAAGUCACUUCCUGCUUUCCCCAAGGUAACUUAGAAAAAUACGAGUUUUUUUGGUCUAAAUUCCACUUUAAAUAUUGGUUUAAAACCCAUGGAGCUGUAGAAUAUGGGAGCCUGAAAGAAAAAGCUGUUAAAAAUUGAUUUAUUGGUAGAAGGGAAUUUAAUACAUUUUGCAUAUGCUUCAUGCAAUAAAUUUUGCAUGUUUAGUAAUAACCCUUAAUAAUAAGCAAAUCUCUAUUAUUGACAUAAUCGUAUCAAGUAUAAAGAGAGUAUUAAAAAAAUUAUAAGACAAAAUUGUGCUAUGUUUGUGAAGGUUCUUGUUCUAAAUGAGCAUUAUUAUUUAGAUUUAGCUUAAUGUUUUAUUGCUAAUUUUUUUGCUUAGUUUUGUUUUUUUAUUUUAGUUUAUGGAUAUAGUCAAUGGGAUAGGAUAUACUAUGUUUUUUUAAAUGUAGAUCUAUUUUUAAACAAUAAUGGCUACCUGCAGGUUUUAUACAAGAUUCAAUGAGGCUUUUAUUUCACAUCUAUUACUUGCAAAAAAGAAAAUAGGUUUUCUUUAUUUGCAGUGAUGAACACUGUAAUUAAUGCAGUCUUCUCUUGUAGCAAUCAUCUGGUUAAAAUGAUUGUUAUUUCCUCUUAGACCUUACUAGAAGAUACUGAUUCAAAGAUCAGUAAAUACUUUUGUGCAUAUUUUGGUUGCAUUACGGCAUGUAAAUUGGUAUAGUCAUUACCUUUUCCUUUUCCUUUUGCCUUGUUAAUGUUAGCGAUCUUAGACAUUUUUUGCCUUCUUGAUGUGCAUGUCAAUGCCAGAUGCACGUUGUCUCUAUUGCUGCAUGCAGAGUGAUCUACCGUUUUUUUCCAGCAUGUAAACUUACUUUCAUGCAAAGUAAAAUAUUUCCCAUAAAAUACUUAUAAAUUUAUCAGAAUCUGUAACGAAGGGUGCAGUUUUGUAUUACAGUAGAUCAUCUAAACUCUGCCAAAAUGCUGUGGAAGGGCCCAAUCCUGUAAACUGUUACUCAUAUGACUAUUCCUUACUUCCUUGAGCAGUCUCACAGAUUGCAGUGGAGUUAUGUCUGGGUGAAAUUCAGCCAUGUGCAGAGGGCCAGUAUCAAGCUUAUGUAUCUCUUUUAGUCUCAAAAGUUGUUGAGGGGGUCAGUGGUGCAUAGUCCUCGUGACUUGUGCUGAUCUUCUGCAAAGGAAUGGAUUUCACCCACAAAUAGUCCCAUUGCAAUCGCUGGGACCACUCUCAUAAGAAAAGGUCUAUUCAUGCGAGUAUGGUUUUGAAUGAGCUCUAAGUGAAUGAGUAAUCCUGGGCUACUGGUAAAAUGGAACCUUCUGAGAUCUUAGAGAAGAACACUGCACAUGAGGAGCACUAUAAACAAACCAGAGCUCAAGCUAUUGCCAAACUACAGAAACGUUCAAACAAAAUUUAAAAUUGUUUUAGGAAUAAUCAUUUAAAACAAAAUCUGUGUCAAAAUACUAAAUUUAUCUGCCAAACCUGAGAAUGAAUUGUCUUGUUUGUAUAUCAUAUAUAUCUUUAAAAACAUGGGUAUUCAACAUAAAGGAUGUGGACGCCUGAAGAAUUUCAUGCCCUACUACAUUAUUCUAAUCUACUAGCAUUGAACUCCUGAUACAGGGUAGGGACAGCAAGGCAUCAUGCCACAUUUGAUGGUGGAUUCAGUAGAUUACUUCAAAAACUCAGAUUUAGAAUAAGGGGCUAUUAACGUCACAGCCGCCGAUACUGACAGGAGCUGUCAUUAAAUGUAUUCUAGGGGUACGUCUGCCCUGCAAUAAAAAACCUCCGGCACCCAAUCUCAGAGCCUGGUCAGCUGAAUUGGGCUCAUGGUGUGUGGGGCUACAAAUUGCAGUGCAGAUGUUCAGGAUUGGGCUUGUGCCUGGUCUCUGAUACCAUCCACCCUUGCGAGGCUUCAGAGCCACGGUUGCAGCCCAAGUCCGAAGAUCUAUACUGCAAUUUUUAGCCCCACAGCCCGAGUCCUGCGAGCCUAAGUCAGCUGACUCAGGCCAGUCAUGGCUGAGCCAAUAGUCUUUUAUUGCAGUGUAAGUGUACCCUUGGACUAUGAUGUGGGACAUUAGGUAAUGGAGAGACUUUGAAAAGGAAAAAAUAGAAAAGGAUAGCAGAGCACAGGAGAUCUAGAGAUGAGAGAAGCAGCAGGGGAGACUAAAUGGGACAGAGCCAAGUUGGACAGGAGAUUGGUAGACAAGAUAGGGAACUCGUGUUUUCCUUAGGAGGGAUCAGUGGUGAAGUGGAGCUAUGGAAUGUAUCAGAUUGUAGACCCACAUUUUAAAUGUUAAACAGUACUAUGCCUACUGGGGCAUAACAUGAAAGGGCUGGUCCAACAUCCAAACCUUAAAAUGAUUUGCUUUUGUUCAUUUCCUCAAGAUUUUUCAUUUUUAUUUUCUUAAGCACUUGCACAAGCUCUGCAAUUGGUUAGGUUAAAAACAGGAAGUCAUCUCUGAUCAUGUUACCUCAAAGUUCCUGUGUGUGUGACCUCUCCUGUCUUCUUGUGUAGGUUUUUGUAAUGCUAACAGAAGGGUACUGAGAACUUGCCCAUCCUACAAGGAUAAGGCAACAUUGUGCAGAACUGUCUAAAAGUGGCUGUCUAGACAAGUUAUCCUUAAUUAAUACUUUGCCUUACUCGCAAGGUUUCAUAUGAGCCCUGAUGUUAGGACCAGCCCUUUACACAUAAUUUAAAAGGCACAUCCAGUGAUUUCCUCAUGAUUUGGAAAUGCAUUAUAGAAAGUAAAACCCUGAGUGUACAGCAAAAGUGUUCCUAAUGCCAUUUUAAUACAGCUGUUAUUUAUUUAUCAGAUAUCUAUAUACGGGUGUGGCUAUCCAGAGAACUUUGGUUAACUUGAGUAGUCGUUAACAUUAAAGUGAUCUCAUUUAAGUUAGAACCUUUCCCUUUGAGACAACAAAAACCCCUGAUAUGAGUUUGUAAAACUAGAACUGACAUUUUGUUGCAUUAAAAUUUAGGUGAAAGUUUUAAGCACCUGAUCUUAUAAGAUCCUGAAUGGGCUCUGCUCCCGUUGACUUCUGAAGGAGUUGAGAGUGCCCAGGACCCCCACAAUUAGGUAAUACUGACACUGUGCUGCAGCAAUUGUAGAUGCCUGUUGGAGAUAAAUUGGGCUGAGGGCCGAUAAAUAUAGAGGUGUCCCAAAGAGGUUCUUAAAACCUCAAUUCAUGGGGAAUUUGAACUAUUGAGGAAAAAGCUUUGGUUUCAGGCUGCUAAUCUGAAACUGCUUGUGAUUGACCAGGUUCCAUUUUCCCCCUUAAAAAAAACCACUCCAAUAAACUGCAUAUUUUUAAAACUAGUGUGUUUUUUUUAAAUUACAAGUAACACAUCUCUACAUAAUGUGUUAGAAACACUCUCUGUAGAUGCAAAACUCUGUCCAUUUCCCAGGUUGAGGCAUUAGUGACUCAGCAGUGAAAUAAAUGGGGUCUGUGUUCCUGUCUGUAGGUGAAAUCCACUCCUAUGCAGAGAGCUAGCACAGCCUUGGAACCACAUAAGUCACACGUAAGCCCUUAAGGAAUGAAUUGGUUCCUAAGGCGCCUACUGGUCCUCUGCAUGGGGUCGAUUUCACUCUGUGGGCAAAAUCUUUCAAGUUUUUAUUCACGUCCUAUUGAUUUCAGUGGGAUUACCUGGGUGAGGUAAGGACUGCUACGUGAAUAUGGACUUGAAAGACAGAGCCCAUUUAUCCACAUUCCAUUCCUAUCAAGAAGAAUUGCACAUGCACAAAGAGAGAACGCACUCCAAACGUUAAAAAUGCCAACGUAACCCAGGUUAGAAAUUCAGGGGGGGGGACGGGGACAUUUAGCCUUCAGAUAUUUCAUAGUCUGCAGAAAUAAAAUGUGAUUUUUCUUUUACAACCUAAAUACAAUUACACUGUCAAAACCAUCCAUUAGUGAAUAAAGUAACCUACAGAAUGUGUGUACAUUCUGAUCCUUUAAAAUCCUUCCUGGCCUGCAGGGUCAAUUUCAUUGGAAAACAACUGAGCUCCUGUAAAACAAACAAGGGGAAAAGCCUGUCUCCUUGCAGGAAAGGUGGACUGUUAAAGGUCCAGAGUUGCAAUUGCUGAUAACACUUAUGGGUAUUGGUAUUCUACUGUUGAGAAUAGCCCACUUCCACUUUAAUUCAAUUGUCUCGUUAGCACUGACCCCCCCACACUUGGUAAGGCAACUCCCAUCUUUUCAUGUACUGUAUAUUUAUACCUGCCUACUGUAUUUUCCACUCCAUGUAUUUAAUGAAGUGGGUUUUAGCCCACGAAAGCUUACGCCCAAAUUAAUUUGUUAGUCUCUAAGGUGUCACAAGGACUCCUCGUUGUUUUUAGUUAUGGGUAUGUUUCUCUUCAGAGCAUGCACAUGACUCCAGUUAAACUGAGCUGGAGUUAUAUGCAGUCCUCAAAGGGAGAAGAUACUCCAUACUGAGCAAAGCACAACAUUGGAAACAUCAGUGAUAAAUCUUUGAUAUCAUUAGAAAGAAUAUUUGUAGUAUUUGGUUUGCAAUAGCUGUGCUAACCUGCCAAGGAAUUUCUGGAAAUAUAAUGUGAUUUUGUUUGUUUUAGUCAUUGCCAUAAAUUGUUGUAUAUAGUUUUUGUUUCUUUACAAAUAUCCGUGUCAAAUACAGGAAUUCAUUUAUCUCUGUGCUAUUAAUUAGGAAGACAUUUAGCUACAUAUAAAAGCCAAACCACUCUUUCCUUCAAUUCCCAAACCUUAGAAACUAUUUGAAAUGUUUAAAUGAAGUGUUAUAUAAAAAUUGACACAAUAACCAUGUCUGAUUUCAUAUCAACUAAUAGUGGUGCCAGUGAUGAUUGGUAAUUAAAUAGCCUUAUAAUGGAUGAUAAUCAUGCACUAAAGCCCUCCUGUUCAUAAGAAAAUCGAGAGGGGGGGGUGCUCUGAUGUUCUGAGCACAGUUCUGGGGUCCAUGAACAUGUGUUCUGAUCCCAGGUCUAUCACUGACUCCCUCUGUGGCCUUGGGCAAGUUACUUAACCUCUCUGCCUCAGUUUCCCCAUCUGUAAAAUGGGGAUAAUAAUACUUACGUCCUUCACCAGGUAUUGUGAGGACUACUUAGUUAAUGUUUCUAAUGCACUUUUAACAUGAAAAGUGUUAUGUAAUUGUAAGUAUUAUUAUAAUUUUUUAAUAUUAAAUAAAUCAGUUUAUUCAAUUCACAUGGUGUUGCUGGAUAUACCAUGCUAUUUAUACUUUUAUAUAACUUUAGUAAUUCUACUGAAACCAUUUAAAAGAAAAAACGUAUGUUUCUUAUAGGAUCUGGAGUACAGCUUAGCUCUUGUUAACUGAACUCAUAUCACAAUGUGAAGUGUUGCUUGCCAGCCGUGUAGAAGUCAGUUGCACUACCCGUUUUCCAACUACUGAGACUUUUUUUGUGCAAUUUAAAUUUUUUUUAGCAGAAUUGAUAUAUUGUAGAGCAAAAUUCCAUAUGGCUAAAUACAACUGACAACCCAACUGUUUUCUAGGAACGCUCAGUUAUGGCUCUUAAAAGAGGAGAAGUGAUCUUUGGUUUGCAAUUGUCCCAUCAGUGAGGAUUUUGUUCAGCUGGUAAUUUAACUUGCAUCUGAGAGACGCUGCUUCAUCUAGCUCCAUGCUUAGCUACAGCGUCCUAGAUACUUCAAAUUGCAGGGGAAACAGCCCCAGAAGCUAUAUUUUUCUUCUGUCUAUGAUGACUGACUAAAAAUUCAGUAAUGUUUAUAAAUCAUUUUAAAGCUAGAAAUGCAAAAGCAAUAGCAACAACAUUGAUCAUGUUGCAGGCUGUAGCCUGUUUCCAUUGAAACCAUAGAGCUGGAUCUCACUCGGGUUUAUUACUGGUGUAACUUCACUCACUUAUUUUUAAUAUCCCCUGAAGUCCAGUGAUGCAAGGGCACAAUCCUGCUGCUAGUAAACUCAGGACGUUUUUCUAUUGACUUCAAUGGGAGUCAGAAUAGGUGGUAGGUGAGAUCCAAAUCUGUUGCCCUUUUCUGUCAAUGGGAGCAGAUGGGGCCAUAUAUUAAUUUUUGAUUAGAAGGACCUGUUAUGAAACCUUCGGCUAAUAGCAAGUUAUUUUUUAUCAUUUAUAAAUAGGUGAAAGAAACAGAUUUUAAGAACAAUAAUCUUUGUUUUUUAAUCUUUAUAAGCCACCAUUUUUUAAUAAGAAUAAUUUGAAUUGAUAAAGGAACGAACUGUUGGGGGGUUUUUUUCCUGGUUGAACAAUUGUGCAGAAUCAGCAUUGUUUGCACCCCUUGCAUUAGGGCUCAGUCCUGUACGGUGCUGAUCAAUCUGGCUCUGAUCCAGCCAAGCACUUCAUGUACUCUAAGCACAUGAGCAAUCCCACUGAAGAGCGUAGAAAUACUCACAGCCUUAUAGCUCAGAACGUGCUUCGGUGUUGUCCUGGAUCCAGGGUCAUAGUGUUCCACACCUUGCAGAGCCGAGCCCUUAGGCCCAAUUCAGGAAACCACGUAAGCAUAUGCUUAAGUCCAUCUAUGCUUAACUUCAAGCAGCACAUGCUUAAGUCCCAUUGAAGUCAGUGGGACUUAAACACAUGCUUGAGUGUUUUGCUGAAUUGGGACCUUAGUGAGCAUUCUUGCUGUAGUAAGGCGAAGAUUUAACACUAUAGAUUUAUUUCCCCAGAAAGAGUUUCAAAUUUGUUCCGUUCUUUGAGUUACUAGAACGAUUGUAAGAAAAAUCAUUUUAACAAAAUGAAACGCUUUGUUGCCUCUUCUAAAAGCUUAAAAAUGCAGCUCACAGUACUUGUACUUUUUGCAAGAGAAUGUCUGUCUUUUAUAGAAUACGCCUGAAACAUUUGAAAUCAUUGCAUUUGUUGUGUUUAUUUUUUUAACAAGGAAUAAUACCACCUUGAAAUCAUUAACAGAGAAGGAUAUCAUUUUAAGACCCAAACUUCAUUUUUAUAAAGAGGAGAACAUUAUUUUCUUAUUAUUUAAUUGCAAGAUACUAUAGGAAAAUGUGGAGAGGCGAUUCAUUUUUCAAAAAAUAUUGGAAGAAUAGCUGGCAAGAUUGAUGUAUAAAUUACUGCAUUGUUUUUUCUUAAUUCUUUAACCUUUAGUCUUUGUUUGCAUGAUAUGCUUUUGUUAAAUAUUAAUUGUAGUUUGAAAGCAAGUGUGUCUGAAUAAAGAUACUUGAUCAUU